Molecule: messenger RNA, 571 nt
Organism: Phytophthora infestans T30-4
Lineage: Eukaryota; Oomycota; Peronosporomycetes; Peronosporales; Peronosporaceae
Exons: 1
Coding region: 128-571 (147 amino acids)
Source: RefSeq, a predicted model, not a curated record
UUUGUCACAAAAGCAAAACUUCAAUUGACAUCUCGGUGGUCGGACUCUUGCCAACGACACUACAGUCGUCUUUUGCUCGAUCGCAUGAUCGCUUCACUGUACUUCACAACUACAUUGGACACACAGAAUGAGGGAGGACACGUUCUCGGUGAAAAUAGUGCUCUAUAAGUGCCACGACCUAGUGGCAGCGACGAACGAGGUGGGCGGCAAGAGCAGCGCGUACGUGGUCUUCACACUGGGGGACACAACCAAGAAGAGCUCGUGCGUCGAGAGCAGCCUUGAUCCACACUGGACACCACCCGAGAAGUUUGAAUUUGAGGUGGAAGAGUGGGAGAACGAGUUCCUUGUCGCACAAGUGUUUGACCGCAGCCGUCCGGGCCACGACGAUCUUAUUGGAUCCGCGGUGAUCCCGUUGACGCUGUACGCUGGAAACAGAAACUGCGAGAUGUGCAGCUACCCGUUGGUACUGCCGGACGAAGUGGGCGGACUGGGGUCACCCAAGAGCGACAUGUUCCUGCAAAUUAGCCUAUUGGAUGCGGACGGCAGUCCAGUGGAGGAAUUCUACUGGUAG